AUGGCUUUACUUCGAGAACGCAUCAGCAAUACCAGAAUUAAAUUAAAGCUAAUAGGGGAGGAAAUCGACAAUAUUGAAGAUUUACUCCAUAAGUGCAUCCAGCAAACUGACUUCAACAAAAUCAUUAAAUGGUGUGAUUCGUCAGCUAAACAAGCCUUUGAGAAUACACGGAAGAAGCAUAUUUCGAAAUUUAACCGACUAAAGAACAAAUUGCAGCCACGGAAAUCACCGAUCCUACCACGUUCACAGAUUAUAGAUAAGACAGUCAUUAACCUGAGCAGCCGAAAUAUCACAGAUAGAGAGAAACAAGUUCUUGCCCUUGGUUUGAAUUUUGCCACAACACUAACGCACAUACAGAAAGAAGACAUCAUCCAACACAUCGAACCAACUCUUACCGGUAUGGACAAACCAGCUGCUGAUAGCAUUCGACUUGAAAUCUCACGCAUCCUCAGCAAAGCCGAACCACCAAAGCCGAAUAUUACAAAGUUAGAAAGAUUGGCGCUUGAAAAUCUCCACUCAAACUCUUCCAUCCACAUUCUCAAAGCCGAUAAGUGGGAAUGCCACUGUUGUUAUGAACACUGCAGAUUACAAUCGUAA
This is a messenger RNA of Anneissia japonica, 597 nucleotides long. RefSeq lists its product as uncharacterized. The transcript has a single exon. The record is from RefSeq and is a predicted model, not a curated record. Lineage: Eukaryota; Metazoa; Echinodermata; Crinoidea; Comatulida; Comatulidae. Bases 1 to 597 code for a protein of 198 amino acids.